Molecule: messenger RNA, 2726 nt
Organism: Sphaerulina musiva SO2202
Lineage: Eukaryota; Fungi; Ascomycota; Dothideomycetes; Mycosphaerellales; Mycosphaerellaceae
Product: Aa_trans-domain-containing protein
Exons: 2
Coding region: 174-2510 (778 amino acids)
Biological process (GO): amino acid transmembrane transport
Molecular function (GO): amino acid transmembrane transporter activity
Source: RefSeq, a predicted model, not a curated record
GAACGUCUCUUAUCUGGCGGGCCUGCAUCAGCUGCACGCGUUGUGAAACGUACAUCCCAGCAGCGAUAUCUGCAAACACAACAUCAUAACACGAACACGGCAUAUAUCAUAUUUCCCCCUCGUCUACACCGAGAAAGCCAGUUGGGCGUGUGUCGUCGAAGAGUUGCAAUAGCAUGUCCGAGUCCUCCAAGGCGCGGUCCAUACCGUCUGGCAGCUUUCGGGAUGCCGAUGCCCAGAGCUUCGCCGGCGGCUCACCGUCUCGAGCAACGAGGACAGCGAGGCUGGCUGCCACGCCCAUAGUUGGCUCCUCUCCCACUGCUGGCCCCUCGACAUCGCACAGCCAAGGCCAGCAGGAUGUCCAGUCGAGCGGUGAGCCUCUGGCAGGCGCUUCGGGCAGCUCAGUGCCCGGACCAGGGCCUAGCUCGCUCUCCCAGGCACUGAGAGGCUCCAAGGGCUCGUCACCUUCGACCACGCCACCGCAGCAGAUGAGGGAGCCCAGAGGGACGAUGAGAUAUGAAAGCCCCAAGGGCGAUGAUAGAAGUGGGUCCUACACGCCUGCCAGCUACACAACACAGCUCGGGAGAAGUCCUACGCCAAAGGAGGAUCUCGAUGUGCUGAAGAGACAUCUCGUGGGUCCACAAACGGGCUCGGAGGUGGGAUCACCCAGGCAAGGGAACGCUUUCCCCGGAGAUUCGAGCUCUGCUGCCCCAGAGGGAGAAUUUUCCAGUCUCCAGCUACAGGGUGGUGAUACAACACGGCACAUCUACCGCUAUGCGGAGAAGAAAGAGCGCGAGGAGCAGGAAACUGGUAGACUGCGGAGAAGCAUGAGCUACAGCGCACCGAAGACAAACAACAACGACGACGAUGAUGACGAUAUCUCCUUCAUACAAAAGCCGGGCGGUUUCAGGCGGGACCAUAUACGUCGACGAGACGAGUCAGCUGCACCAAGUGCCAGUGGUGGACGAUCGCAAUACGGUACUCUACCUCGUGGUCAACGUGCUACAGAUCCCGAGCCUCCACGCCGCCAAUUCGUAACCUCAAACUUCAUCGAGUUCUUGACGCUCUACGGUCACUUCGCUGGUGAAGAGCUGGAAGAAGAUGACGAAGUACUAGACGCGGACGAAUACUUCUCCUCGGACUAUUUCGAAGAUGCUACUACCGAGGGCGAUCGGAAUGAAGACCGCGAUGACUGGGGAGAAGACUCUGCUCUGCUUCCCGAAACACCUGGCAAACGACGUCGAAAACGCAAGGUUCGCGAGCAAGGCAAAGGUACACCUUUUGGCGCUGCCAUGUUGCUGCUCAAAUCCUUCGUCGGCACAGGUGUCUUAUUUUUACCCAGGGCUUACCUAAACGGCGGCUUUGCCUUUUCGAACGUUGUAUUGUUUGUUCUGGCAGCUCUGUCUUACUACUGCUUCAUCCUGCUGGUGUCGAUUCGUCUCAAGGUCCGCGCAUCGUUCGGCGACAUGGGUGGAAAGAUCUUUGGGCCCUACUUCCGGAACCUCAUCAACUUCUCCCUUGUGAUCAGCCAGAUUGGGUUCUCCUCGGCAUACAUAGUAUUCGUGGCUGAGAAUCUCCGAGCAUUCGUCUUGGCCGUCACGCGUUGCAAAACAGACAUCGGGGUAGGCCUCAUGAUCCUGAUGCAGAUGUUCAUAUUCCUGCCCUUGAGCUUGUAUCGCAACAUCAACCACAUCCAGAAGCUAGCCUUGCUUGCGGAUGCCUUCAUUCUGCUCGGAUUGUGCUAUGUGUAUUACUACGACGUCAAGACCAUUGUUGACCAAGGCGGCGUUGGACCUGGUAUCAAGCAGUUCAACCCGGAACAUUGGACGCUCCUCAUUGGAACGGCCAUCUUCACAUUCGAAGGCGUUGGUCUCGUCAUUCCUAUCCAGAGUGGGAUGGCAGAUCCAAGCAAAUUCCCCAAGGUCAUGGGCACAGUCAUGCUCAUUGUCACAGUCGUCUUCAUAUCGGCUGGCGCCCUCUCUUACGUCGCAUACGGCGAGAACACCAAGACCGUCAUACUCCUCAAUAUGCCUCAGACCAGCAAGAUGGUCAAUGCCGUACAGUUCGUGUAUAGUCUGGCAAUCCUGCUCAGUACUCCCCUACAAAUAUAUCCGGCCAUCGAAAUCACAAGCCAGCAACUCUUUUCGAGAACCGGAAAGUACAAUCCAUGGAUCAAAUGGAAGAAGAACAUCUUCCGCUUUUUCAUGGUCGCUCUGUGUGCUCUUAUCGCUUGGGCGGGAGCGGGAGAUUUGGAUAAGUUUGUUUCGCUUGUUGGAAGCUUCGCGUGCAUUCCGCUUGUCUACAUUUAUCCGCCACUAAUGCACUACCGAGCCGUUGCGACGAAGAGUUGGCAUCGAAUUGCCGAUGUCUUGUUGGUGAUCUUUGGUGUCGCCAUGAUGAGUUACACGACUGCUCUGACAAUCAUUGCAUGGGCGAGUGGAGAAAACGAGUCGGCCCCGGGAUACUGUGAUCCUGUAAACAAGGCCGACGCUUUCUUCCUGCCAAGGUUUUGAUGCAAUUACUUGAGGGAUAGAAGUUGAAAGAAAUGGAAAGUGAAAGCCAAUCGUCAUUGGCGGCACAAUUGCAUCGGAUAGGUCGUGCUAUUUGAGAAUCUAGCGAUGGCGCUGCAAGGAGAUGCAUGCGUGUGAAAGUUGUGUAAGCAUCAUACAUAUAGAAAAGCUACCUAGAUAUCAGAUAGCGACGAUCGAAAUGCAAUGCAUUAACUGCGC